Molecule: messenger RNA, 1373 nt
Organism: Ceraceosorus guamensis
Lineage: Eukaryota; Fungi; Basidiomycota; Exobasidiomycetes; Ceraceosorales; Ceraceosoraceae
Product: SFT2-domain-containing protein
Exons: 5
Coding region: 436-990 (184 amino acids)
Biological process (GO): vesicle-mediated transport
Cellular component (GO): membrane
Source: RefSeq, a predicted model, not a curated record
CACGACCGUGACUCUAUAUAGCGAGCUGCAUGAAAUCACGAAUCUGAGCACGCACGUACGUUGUAUGCGGAGCUUUCACUUCUCCAGCGCCUCACUACCCGACUCAACAGUGGUCUCUGCAUCUCUCACCCCUACUCCUCAAACAAGUUCAGCGACCUUUCUCAAACACCUUGCAGCUGCGCGUGACCAGACCGCCAGCACGUCAGACGAGCAAAGUCUAUUACAAACGUCUACAGUCCAGAGGGGUUCCAACAACGUAUACAAUUUCUCGCUCCUACGUCUCAGCUCGAGCAGGAGCGCAUUAGAAAGCUUCGAGAGUCAGCCUAGGUGGAUCGGGUCGAGGCGUGGCACUGCCUCUUGGGCACCGGACGACUCCUUAGCUCAUCUCACGCACGACUACAGGCAAUCAGCGGGUUUGGAAGACCUUUGUCAAACAUGCCAUCAUGGUUACCCGGAAGCGGAUCCAAUCCGCCCCCGUCCACUCAGCCUAGCACGAUGGGCGGCGGAUCAGGCAAUUGGAUGAACAUGGACAACAUGCGAUAUGCUCAGGGAGAACUUACUGGCGAGAAUGAUGCUUUCAAAGGAUUGGGCUUGGAACUCACGCGGCAACAGAGGAUCAUGGGUUUUGUGGGCUGUUUGGUGGGAGGUUUUGCCUUGUCCAUCGUAGGCAGCGUCCUGUUGUUCUUUGGAUCAACUGUCCUCUUUGCGAUUCUGUAUUCGAUCGGCGUCAUCGUAUCAUUGGUUGGCACCGGUUUCCUGGUGGGAUUCAAAAGGCAGCUCAAAGCGAUGUUUGAUCCAGUUCGGAUCGUCGCGACCUUGAUUCUGGUUGCCGCCUUUGUCAUGGUCUGGGUCGCGGCUUUUGCCAUCGGGAUCGACGCUUUGGUCCUGGUCUUCGUCGUCAUUCUCUACCUAGCGUACAUUUGGUACUCACUAUCUUAUAUCCCGUACGCUAGGAGCCUCGUCUCCAACAUGUUUAGCAAGAUAUUCUGACCGCGAGCGGGAAGAAUGGUUUCCUUGUUCGCGCUGCGUCAGAGCGAGGCUAAAUUUUUUUGCAAGAAACAGCUUCGAAGGCGAUGAGAUGCAAAUGUAACAAUAUCAGGUGCGACCGAGAAACUCUCACGUCUUGGGAAAAUAUGCUAUUGCACAAACAAGAGGAUAGAGUACAAAGGGCAUCCAGCGCUACCCCAAGAGGUGAUUCGAUCAGAGCGAGGACCACGUCGGGAAAUGUCCAAUGACAAAGCCAGGUUGAUGAUCACAGACGCUUGCCUGUCAGGCCGACGUUGCUGUCCAUUUGCUCUGCUCCUUCAAGAGUCGCAUUGCCUCGUCCGUGUCGUAUACGCUGUACCAUCCAGGAGCUGCGCACACGCAGAGGC